UUUCCAACCAUUGAUAUGGGCCCACAGCUGAAGGUGGUUGAACGAACUCGUACAGCUACCAUGUUAUGUGCAGCCAGUGGCAAUCCUGAUCCUGAAAUAACUUGGUUCAAAGAUUUCUUACCUGUGGACACAAGCAACAACAAUGGCCGCAUCAAGCAGCUACGCUCAGGUGCCCUCCAAAUUGAACUGAGUGAAGAAUCUGACCAAGGCAAAUAUGAGUGUGUUGCAACCAACAGUGCGGGUACACGCUAUUCUGCCCCUGCCAAUCUAUAUGUCAGAGUUCGACGGGUCCCACCAAGGUUCUCUAUACCCCCAACAAAUCAUGAGAUCAUGCCUGGCGGGAGUGUAAAUAUCACCUGUGUUGCGGUGGGAUCACCAAUGCCAUAUGUGAAAUGGAUGCUAGGAGCAGAAGAUUUGACACCUGAGGAUGAUAUGCCAAUAGGGAGAAACGUCCUUGAGCUUAAUGAUGUCAGACAGUCUGCAAACUAUACUUGCGUUGCUAUGUCUACCCUUGGUGUUAUAGAAGCAAUAGCACAGAUAACUGUCAAAGCCUUACCCAAACCUCCUGGAACACCUGUGGUGACAGAAAGCACAGCAACUAGCAUAACAUUGACUUGGGAUUCUGGAAACCCUGAGCCAGUUUCGUACUACAUAAUCCAACACAAACCCAAAAACUCAGAGGAGCCAUAUAAAGAAAUUGAUGGGGUGGCCACAACACGUUACAGCGUGGCUGGCCUGAGCCCAUAUUCAGAGUAUGAAUUUCGGGUAGUUGCUGUAAAUAACAUUGGGCGAGGGCCACCCAGCGAGCCUGUGUCAACGAGGACUUCAGAACAAGCACCUUCAAGUGCACCACGCAAUGUACAGGCCCGUAUGCUGAGCUCCACCACCAUUCUGGUACAGUGGGAAGAACCCGAGGAACCCAAUGGGCAAAUACAAGGUUACAGAGUUUAUUACACCAUGGACCCCACUCAACAUGUCAACAGUUGGAUGAAGCACAACGUGGCUGACAGCCAUAUUACCACUAUUGGGAAUCUUGUGCCCCAGAAAACAUACUCUGUGAAGGUUCUUGCUUUUACUUCUGUUGGGGAUGGACCACUUUCUAGUGACAUUCAAGUCAUCACUCAAACAGGAGUGCCUGGUCAACCAUUGAACUUCAAAGCAGAACCUGAGUCUGAAACAAGCAUACUGCUUUCCUGGACACCUCCACGGUCUGAUACCAUUUCCAGCUAUGAACUGGUUUACAAAGAUGGGGAGCAUGGGGAGGAACAACGGGUUUCCACUGAGCCUACUACAUCCUAUCGUCUGCAAGGCUUAAGGCCAAACAGCCUGUACUUGUUCCGCCUAGCUGCACGCUCUCCUCAAGGUCUGGGUGCCUCAACAGCAGAAAUCUCAGCCAGAACCAUGCAGUCAAAGCCAUCAGCUCCUCCUCAAGACAUUAGUUGCACAAGCCCCAGCUCCACUAGCAUUUUGGUAAGUUGGAAACCUCCACCGUUGGAAAAACAGAAUGGCAUUAUCACUGCAUACUCCAUCAAGUACAUUGGAAUUGAUGGAGAAGACGUCAAGCCCCAUGAAAUUUUGGGAAUUUCCUCGGACAGUACCUGGUACCUUUUGGAACAGCUGGAAAAGUGGACUGAGUACCGGAUCUCUGUGACUGCUCACACUGAUGUUGGACCUGGCCCUGAGAGCUUAGCAGUAUUGAUUCGGACAGAUGAAGAUGUUCCUAGUGGUCCUCCUCGCAAAGUCGAGGUGGAGGCUGUCAACUCCACCGCUGUUAGAGUGUCUUGGCGCUCGCCGGUGCCCAGCAAGCAGCACGGCCAGAUUCGAGGCUACCAGGUCCACUACGUCAGGAUGGAGAAUGGAGAGCCAAAGGGCCAGCCUAUGCUAAAAGACAUCAUGCUGGUGGAUGCACAGGAAAUGUUAAUUUCUGGGCUUCAGCCAGAAACCACAUACUCUUUCACUGUGACAGCCUAUACAACUAAAGGUGACGGAGCACGCAGCAAACCCAAACUUGUGUCUACUACUGGUGCAGUUCCAGGCAAACCUCGGCUUGUGAUUAGCCACACACAGAUGAACACGGCUCUAAUUCAGUGGCAUCCUCCAGUGGAAACUUUUGGCCCGCUGCAGGGUUAUCGCCUGAAGUUUGGUCGCAAAGACAUGGAUACAUUAACGACCAUGGAGUUCUCAGAGAAGGAAGAUCACUUCACGGCCACAGACAUUCACAAAGGAGCUUCUUAUGUCUUCAGGCUCUCAGCUAGAAAUAAAGUGGGCUUUGGGGAGGAGAUGGUUAAAGAGAUUUCUGUUCCUGAAGAGGUACCCAGUGGAUUUCCCCAAAAUCUCCACUCGGAAAGCUCUACUUCAACAUCAGUUCAAUUAACUUGGCAGAUGCCACUCUUGGCAGAAAGAAAUGGCAUUAUCACCAAAUAUACCCUCUUGUACAGAGAUAUCAAUGUUGCUUACCAGCCAGUUGAACUCCCUGUUGUUCCUGCUGAUACCACUAUGACACUUUCUGGCUUAAAACCAGAUACCACUUAUGAUGUAAAAGUACGUGCCCACACAAGCAAAGGGCCUGGUCCAUAUAGUCCGAGUGUCCAGUUCAGGACACUACCCGUGGAUCAAGUGUUUGCAAAAAAUUUUCAUGUUAAAGCAGUAAUGAAGACUUCUGUUUUGCUGUCCUGGGAAAUUCCAGAAAACUACAAUUCAGCUUUGCCUUUCAAAAUCCUUUAUGAUGAUGGGAAAAUGGAGGUUGAUGGACGUGCUACUCAAAAGCUAAUCACAAACUUGAAGCCAGAGACAUCAUAUUCAUUUGUCCUGACAAACAGAGGGAAUAGUGCUGGGGGUCUUCAGCACAGAGUAACCGCAAAGACUGCACCAGACGUGCUUCGCACAAAGCCAGUCUUCAUUGGAAAGACCAACUUAGAUGGAAUGAUAACUGUGGAACUUCCAGAAGUACCCUCAAAUGAGAAUAUAAAAGGCUAUUACAUAGUUAUUGUGCCUUUGAAGAGGUCUCGUGGAAAGUUUAUCAAACCAUGGGAGAGUCCAGAUGAAAUGGAAUUAGAUGAGCUGCUUAAGGAGAUAGCUAGGAAACGCAGAAGCAUUCGUCUUGGGAGGGAAGUUGAAUUAAAGCCAUAUAUUGCAGCUCACUUUGAAGUUCUUCCUACGGAAUUCACACUGGGGGAUAAGAAGCAUUAUGGUGGAUUUGAGAAUAAGCAGCUGCAGAGUGGUCAAGAGUACGUCUUUUUUGUGUUGGCUGUAAUGGAGCACUCUGAAUCGACCAUGUAUGCAACAAGCCCAUAUUCAGAUCCUGUUGUGUCAAUGGAUCUUGAUCCCCAACCAAUUACAGAUGAGGAAGAAGGCUUGAUUUGGGUUGUUGGACCAGUUCUUGCAGUGGUGUUUAUCAUCUGUAUUGUUAUUGCUAUACUUCUUUACAAAAGGUAG
This is a messenger RNA of Onychostruthus taczanowskii (white-rumped snowfinch), 3435 nucleotides long. Its product is annotated as receptor-type tyrosine-protein phosphatase delta. The record is from RefSeq and is a predicted model, not a curated record. Bases 16 to 3435 code for a protein of 1139 amino acids. The transcript has 15 exons. Gene Ontology annotation, molecular function: protein binding. Lineage: Eukaryota; Metazoa; Chordata; Aves; Passeriformes; Passeridae.